CCGCCGAGCGCAAAACAUUAGCGAGGACCCACGAGUUUGUAAGCGCGUCGCGACAAUCGCACUUUCGCAGCGCUCUCGUAAAGAAUAUUGUUGUUCAAGUGUGGCGGCACGAGCCCCUCUCGAUGAGACGAUAAAAGCGUUCGUUGUUCCAUUUCUAAAAGUGUGUUCUAUUUUUCUAUUCCAGUUUUCUUUAUUUCAUUUCAAUAGGAUCGCCGCUGCUGCACCAACUAUCAAAAUGAGUGAUUCAAAUCCAAAUUUGUCUUGGGUAGCGGCCUACUUCCCAAAAUCUGAUGAAUAUGGUGUAUUACCUAUGAACUGGUUAUUUGAAAAAAAAGGUAAUGGAAAUGAAUUGUACUGUCUAUGGCCUCCUGGUAAACACAUUACUAGCGAAGUUGCAAUAAGAGCUGACCCUCCAAAUUCAUCUUGGUUAACAUUUCAAGUAAAAUUAAUUAUCAAUAGACCAUUUGAUGAUUAUGUUCAAGCUUGGCACCAUCUAAUAAUAUUAGCUGAAUCUUCUUUAAUAAAUAUUCCACUGAUUACACCGAAAAAUGUUAAAAAGUACAACUUAUCAAAACCUUGGAAUGUUAAUAUGCUGACUGAUGCAUGUUCUUCAAGUCAGUUAUUAGAGAAUAAUAAUCUGCCUAAUGAUGGGAUGAAAACUGGCCAAGAGACAAUAAUGAUGAACACACCCAAGUCAACUGACAUUCAGAAUGAUGAUUCCACUCAUUUAAAUAACUUGGACAUAAAACAUUUAUUAUAUGGAAUUUUCAAUGGUGGAGUAAAUAUAAAAUUCAUGUUAAGCCAAGUAUUGUCAAAAUUGGAUAAUUUGCAAAAACUUUUUGCCAAAAUGGAGUUACCACCAACCAAAACUCUAGAUGCACAGUUUUUAGAAAAGUUUCCUAUAAACAGUUCAGAUGCAUUAAAACAUAUAGAAGAAUGUAUAAUAAGGGACGAAUUUGACUUUGGAUAUAAACUAGAAAUUUAUAUUAAAACAAUUGGUGGCCGUUCCUUUAAAGAUCAUGUAGGACGUGCUUUGUCAAGAUUUAUCACUGAAGAAUAUGCAACAAAGUGUACAUGGACUGGUAGAGGAAAAGGAAAGAUGACUAAGAUUCGUGAUACAUGUUUGAUUAACAUUUUAAAAAGAGUUUUGCAAGAAUGUUAUGCUCCACAAAUAAAUACAGAUAUUGAGUAUGAAAAAAUUGUAGUUGGGUGGCUUAGAUGUCGUGUUCUAAGAUACAAUAAAUCAAAGUCGCAGAAUAUCAUUACAUAAACCAAUGAUAUCAAAUUCAAGAUUUUAUGUUCAGAAUAUUUGUUGAUAUUUAUACAGCACAGUUUUGAAUUAAUUAAAGUUAACAGAUGUUUACCAAUACAUUUUAUUAUAAACAUACAUCCAGAGUAUUGUCUUACAUAUUAUAAGAGUAUUUGAAUUUUUUUUUUUCCUUUUUGAUUUAAAUAUUGCUAUAUUAUAAUGAACUUUGAAUUAUUAUUAUACCAGUUUUGUUACAAAAAAAAAAAAAAAUAUUUACAAACUGUGUUAUAUUUCAUUAUUAUUUUACUAUUUAGUUAUUACAAGCAUUGUUAUGGAAGUAGGUUUUUAUUUUUUGAUAAUUAUAUUAAUUUAUUAUGUUUUAAUUUAUAGACAAUUCUAAAAGUUUGUUAUUUUAUUUAAGAGUUGAGUUACAACAAUACUUUCUUUUAUAAUAUUCAUGUACCUACCUUGAAUUAUAUUUUAAAUCAAGUUUAUAAUUUUUUUUGUACUU
This is a messenger RNA of Metopolophium dirhodum (rose-grain aphid), 1760 nucleotides long. RefSeq lists its product as uncharacterized. Bases 236 to 1270 code for a protein of 344 amino acids. The transcript has 8 exons. The record is from RefSeq and is a predicted model, not a curated record. NCBI's taxonomy places the organism in Eukaryota, Metazoa, Arthropoda, Insecta, Hemiptera, Aphididae.